AUGGAUUUUUUUAAAAGUGUUUUGCCUCCACUGCCACAGUUACCAAAGUUGAAAAAAAUCCGUCUAUGGAAUGGUGGCUCAUUGCUUAGUCUCAACCAAUUCCCAAAUUUGACGGCACCAUUCAACAACAUUGGUAAUUCGGGCGCAAGUUAUUCAACGGGAAUGCAUUCCAUCCGGACUCAAUCGAUUCAUCAGGACAAACCAAAUAGUUCACUGCACUCUCACCAACACCACAUUCGUCAUUCGUCAGAUAUUUCCAUUAUCUCAGCAACAGUUAGCAGCCAAGCACCGGGUGACUUUUGCCAUCGGGACAAUCUAGGUUUGUAUGCUUUAAAAUGCGAUCGUAGUGCAGCCAAGCAUGGCAUCCUUCUUAACCUCCCACGCAAAAUUACGCAAGCUGUGGCGGCGGGUUCCGAGAGCAGCGGUCGUGGUUUUGUGGGCCCUGAAAUGGUGCAUGAAAAAUUUUCACCAUGCAAGCACCAGCUGGGUGUAAAUGAACCUUUGAUUAUUAAACCACCACCGCGACGGAGAAAACGUUUUCAGCAGCCUGUGCCAAAUAUACAGGAUCAACACGUACUAUCGAUAAAAGAUAUGAGUCGAUGGAAAAAAAAUAAUAGCGAACUGUUUCGUAUCGUUGAAAGGGAGUCUACACACACUGCUCGUGUUUAUUCGUCAGGUGGAGUUGGAAUGCUACUAUCUACAAAAAAUCCACAUCACAGUGCCGCAAUAGCAAAGGAAGAAGUCUUCGGUGCCUUGGAGGCGCAAUCACACCACAGAGGAGAUAGUUUGAUCAGAACGCUUCACUCGAAUAAUUUUAAACCGAUACGUUAUCACCGUCGUAGACGAGGAGCCUUUAUCGAGCCGGAAGUGCGACGAGAUGAGAAUCAUAGUGUAUCGGAACACAAACCAUUGUCUAGUUUUACCAUAACAACCCCCGUUGAACAAAACGAUAAACCUAGUGAUACAAAAGCUCAUAGUACAGAACUUGCCAAUAAUACAAAUCGAAAGUCAAAUGCCCCACCCUCCGGGGCUACUUUGCCUCUAGAUCGACCAUGUGAUUUCAUUAUAGAAUCUAAUCCACCAGAUCAGUUCAAUGUAAGAAUUUGUAAGGAUCCCAUAACAGUUGAUGUCAACGAACCAGUAGAACCUGUUGUAAUCACCACCAGCAGAAUUUUAAAGGAACGACGAUUUCCUGAAGAACACCCAUUACCUGUACGAUUAAUGCAACUAAAAUAUGGUGAACCUGGUCGUCAAAGUCGCCUUGAAGCAAAUGAUUCCUCUGGCCAUAUAACUUUAAAUGAUUCGCUCGAAAAAAUCGGCGAAUCAAGGGAAUCCAAUCAGAAUGUACCUUUAGCGGAGGUAUUGCGGAAGUCAGUAGAUCGAACAAAGUUGAAACACAAAUGGAACAACGGUUCUUUCACACAGUCUGACGAAAACAUUAGCAAUGAUGAUCUCAGUUACGUCAUAAAGGAAAACCUAUCAGAAGACAGCGUGAGUUACGUUCCGCAGAUAAACAUGAUACAACGGAUGGAUCGGCAGUUAGAAGAAUUGGAAGUCACAGGAUUGACCGAAAAAAAGGUAGCAGAAGGGUCAAUCUCCAACUCCACACAUAAACGCAAUUCCAACGAUAGUGUGAAUAUCUUUCAGCAAACAAUUGAUGAUUUUGAGGAUUUUGAUAAACUGUUUGCACCGGCAGAAAAGUUGAGAGAACCUGAUUUUAAAAAAGCAGUAAAAAUGAGCGAAGAGGUCGUUCACAAAGACUGCGCCAACAUUACCGAUAAUUUUUGCUUUUUCUCUACUUCCUCUUUUGCAUGUGCUAGUAUCGAAGAAAACGAACGUGAAGCAUCAAUUUCAGUUUCUCCUCUUAUUUCACAAUCACCCUGUAGUGCCAUUAGAGAAGCAAAAACACUGCAGCAGUGCAAUCCACUGAUUGUCGAUGGGAAAAUCUAUGGAACUAUCACAGAUGCAGGUUGCAAGAACACCGUUAAAGUUCAAGAUUACAGUAGCAAGCACCUGCAACGAGUACGAUACGUUUCUUCGCCGUCCCCAUCCCGAAGCUCACGUGUAGAGCAGAUGUAUGCAACUCGUUGUGACCAAACAGACAAUUAUCGAUCAACUGAUUCUAGUAGCGAAAAUGACCACGAUUGCGACGAAGCUGCAGUAAACAAUGAUAUAGUGCUUCCUAUAAAAAUGAAUAAGAUUGCUACGAAUUACGAUAGAGUCGUAAAAAUGCAGAAAGAACAUCAGCAGCAGAGUCAAAAUAUUGUUAUCUAUACCAAAUCAAAUACGACCGAUUCAUUGUGCCACAAACCAAUAUUGACAUCAUCAGUGGAACCUGUUUGCUCUAUUGAUCGAGCACCGGCCGAGGCCGUGUCGCCUGACGACCAACCAAUGUUUGCAACAAUUUCAUAUAAUCUUCAUAAUUCUUCCAGUAAUAAUACAUUCAGAAUGACUACAAAUACUAAUACGAGAGCUGUUAAUACGAUUAAUCCUAAUGUUGCUAUAUCAGUGUUUGAUGAUAUUUGUCCUAACUCUGCAACUACUUCCAAUGAAGUUACCAUGAUUGAGCAUGAAUUUAAGCAAAAUCGUAUGCCCCUGUCUAAAAACGGCGCGCAGGCAUCAUCCCGUUUGGUUCUUCAAUUACAAUCCGCUUCUGUCCGGUACCCCCAUCAUCCAAUGCCCGACAGCAGUGGCAGUGAUUCAAAGGCACAGUACCACAGUCGUGAGUCGCCAAAAUGUUCCAAACUGAUUGAAGCUAGGACGCCACCAAUUUGUCACAGCAUCGUACCAAAUUACAAUGAAUACUAUGACGAAGAAGGAGCUAUUAUAAUAUGAUCUCGA
Anopheles nili is the source of this 2841-nucleotide messenger RNA. RefSeq lists its product as uncharacterized. NCBI's taxonomy places the organism in Eukaryota, Metazoa, Arthropoda, Insecta, Diptera, Culicidae. Bases 1 to 2835 code for a protein of 944 amino acids. The record is from RefSeq and is a predicted model, not a curated record. The transcript is spliced from 3 exons.